Messenger RNA from Frankliniella occidentalis (western flower thrips), 886 nucleotides. RefSeq lists its product as uncharacterized. The record is from RefSeq and is a predicted model, not a curated record. The transcript is spliced from 3 exons. The coding region runs from base 278 to 886 and encodes 202 amino acids. NCBI's taxonomy places the organism in Eukaryota, Metazoa, Arthropoda, Insecta, Thysanoptera, Thripidae.
GGCCUGGGAGGGAGGCCCCUGGGAGGUAGGCAGUCCCGUUGCUCCCGGGUGCCGGGCGGGUCGGCCUACCCCGCUCUCGUCAGGCGCUCGCUGCCCGCAGUGGUCCGUGGCCUGCUGCGCGCUGUGGCUGCUGCGCCUCGCCGCCGACAUCGCCCUGGCCGCCGGCCCGGACGCGCGCCGCUUGCCCGUUCGCCAGUUCUCCGGCAUCUACUCGUGCACGUGGAGCCUGCUCUUCUUCGUGUGGCGCGGGCGCGACGCGCGCGCGGCGCUCGACCCCAUGGUGGCCGUCUCUGCGCAGCUCGAGAGCCAGGGCGGCGCCGAGACCAAGGAACAGCUGGCCGCGAGUAGCCGGCGCUUGCACCGCGUGGCGCUCUUCUACUACGUCUUGGGCCUGGCCCAGGUGGCGGGCGUCACUCACACGGUCUACAGCGGGGACUCGGCGGUGGCGCGCUUGGUGCUCGUCUUGCCACACGGUCGCCUGGUCAACGGACUCCUCUACGCGGCGCACACGCUCGCGGUGCUCAGCGGCCUGUUCUCGUACUACACCAUGCUCGCCGUCCUGUUCACGACGUUCGGCUCGUGCUCGGCGCUGUUCCGCGGCCUGGGCGCCGAGAGCGCGCGCACGGCGAGGCGCGGCCAGGGCGCCGUCCUGUUCCUCGCCAGGCAUCACGUGCGGCUCGUCGAGGCAGCCCGCCGCUCCCGCCUCCUGUUCGCCGACCUGUUCAUCCACAUCGUGUCCACGCUGCUCAUCCUGCCGCUGUUGGGCACCGUGGAGCUCAUCGUCGCCGUCAAGAAGGUGGACAGCCUGACCGUGGCCACGUUCGCCGCCCUGACUACCACCUUCGUGCCCAUCUGCCUUGCUGGUGAGUCAGUGCGCGUGAAGUAA